Messenger RNA from Dentiscutata heterogama, 177 nucleotides. The record is from the annotation of a GenBank genome assembly. Lineage: Eukaryota; Fungi; Glomeromycota; Glomeromycetes; Diversisporales; Gigasporaceae.
AUGAAUAACCAGAAUCAAGUAAAUAGAUUUCGAAGGUGCUAUAAAUGUGGUCAAGAAGAGCACAUUGCUCGCAAUUGUCCUACCAGAACUCUGAAUCAACAACCCACCAAUCAAAAAAAUAAGACACCGAAUAAUGAAGCUGAUAACCCUAAAAAAGGGACAAAAGAAGAUGAGUAG